UCUCUCUCUCUCUCUCUCUCUCUCUUUGAUGAUGGAGAUCCUGGAAGAAGUUGAACUUUGCUUCCCACAACUCCUCAAUGCCUCCUGUAAGAAGCCAAUGCGUACUCCCUUUGAGUUCAUGCUGUCUUACAUUAUACUGUCCUCCAUCACUGUGAUCACCACAACUCUCAACCUGUUGAUCAUCAUCUCCAUCUCCCACUUCAAGCAGCUCUACACCCCCUCCAACCUCCUCCUCCUCUCUCUGGCUGUCUCAGAUUUCUUCGUGGGCCUCCUCAUUUUCUUUCAAAUUAUACUCAUAGACGGCUGCUGGUUCCUCGGUGACAUCAUGUGUACUCUGUAUUAUCUUUUGGAUUAUACCAUUACUUCUGCAUCAAUAGGAACCAUGGUGCUCAUAUCUAUUGACCGCUAUGUUGCUAUUUGUGAUCCUAUGCAUUACUCCACUAAAGUCACAGAAAAAAGAGUUCAAGUUAGUAUUUGUCUGUGUUGGAUAUGUUGUGUAAUUUUUCAAAUUCUGAUUCUGAGGGAUAACUUUAAACAACCAGGCAGGUAUAACUCCUGCUCUGGGGAGUGUGUAGUUGUCAGUGAUUACAUAACAGGAUUUGUUGAUCUGGUUGUGUCCUUUAUUAUACCUGUUACUGUCAUCAUAGUUCUGUAUAUGAGAGUGUUUGUGGUGGCUGUGUCUCAGGCUCGUGCCAUGCGGUCUCAUACUGCAUCUGUCACACUUCAGGGUUCAGUGAAAGUUACUGCUAAGAAAUCUGAAAUGAAAGCAGCCAGGACUCUCGGUGUUGUUAUAGUUGUUUUUCUAAUAUGUCUCUGCCCAUACUUCUGUGUUGCUUAUACAGGCGAUAACUUGCUCAAUGCUUCAAACGAUGCCUUUGUAAUGUGUCUUUUCUAUUUAAACUCCUGUCUAAAUCCUCUGAUUUAUGCCUUUUUCUACCCCUGGUUUAGAAAAUGUCUUAAAGUCAUUGUAACACUUCAGAUACUGCGGCCUGGCUCCAGUGAGACCAACAUACUAUAGAGAGAGAGAGAGAGAGGCUGGAGUAACUAAAGCUUCUUUUGCUAUGGAAAAAUUAACAUACACGUCCAUAUUGCAAUGCCUUAAAUAAUGUUGGUGUGCUUAAAGUAAAAACAUGCUAGUUUUUGCAUAUAUUGAAUGCACGUUUAUCAUUCAUUUACAAAAGGAGAAAAGGACACAGCAUGGUGGUGCUUCUUAGGGGACUCUUCCGUCAAAUGCACAGAAAUGUAAUAAGUU
Etheostoma cragini (Arkansas darter) is the source of this 1252-nucleotide messenger RNA. Its product is annotated as trace amine-associated receptor 13c-like. The transcript has 2 exons. The record is from RefSeq and is a predicted model, not a curated record. Gene Ontology annotation, cellular component: membrane. Bases 29 to 1018 code for a protein of 329 amino acids. Lineage: Eukaryota; Metazoa; Chordata; Actinopteri; Perciformes; Percidae. Gene Ontology annotation, biological process: G protein-coupled receptor signaling pathway. Gene Ontology annotation, molecular function: trace-amine receptor activity.